AUGAUGCUGGCCAUCAUCUUUGUGGUGCUUUUUGCACUGCACACUCCAAUCCACGCUCAUUCUUGGAUAGAGGAGCUUACCCUCAUUGCGCCAAAUGGAACAUUCGUCGGCACUCCGGGAUACCCCCGCGGAAACUACCUGCGCACAACUCCGGGUUACAGUGACACCACCAUGACCUACCUUAUUCCACCGGGCUCCAGGGCAAAUGUGACUCAGAUCUUACCAACCGACAAGCUCUGCAAAGAUACCCAGCAGGAACAGAAGCAGUCUGACGGAAGCCCGCGACUCGAAGCCAGCGCUGGCGCUGCGAUCGCCCUUCGCUUCCAGGAAAAUGGCCAUGUCACCCUGCCGCAGAACCAGCCUGGAAAGCCCGCCAACAGAGGCACCGUUUAUGUUUAUGGCACUACAGAGCCCAAGACCGGAGAGAAACUCCUUGAUGUUUUCGGCGCAUGGACCGCAGACGGCACUGGAGGUGAUGGGCGGGGCGUGCUUCUCUCCAAGCAGAAUUUCGACGACGGCCGUUGCUACCAGGUCAACUCUGGGGAUAUUUCCGAGACCCGACAAGCGGAAUACACCCACACCGCGAAUCAGUUGAUGGGUGCAGAUCUGUGGUGCCAGCAGGAUAUUCAACUACCUUCCAGUGCCCCAAGUGGGAAGCCGUACACUCUCUACUGGGUGUGGGAUUGGCCCACCGCCGCAGGAGUCGACCCUACCUACCCCAACGGCAAAGCUGAGAUCUAUACCACCUGUAUGGAUGUGGAUGUGGUGACUCAGGCCAGCAAGCAGGCGGUCAAAGACGAGUACGACACCGAGCAGGAUCUCAACAAGGCAGCAAUUCCGUCGCAGUUUGACUCGCUUGGUGAUGCGGUCCCUUCGCAAGCCCCCGGAACGACCUCGUCCAUUCCGGGAACUCUAACGACGAUGGCGACGAUGAUUCGGUCUUCUUCAGCCGCGACGGCUCGCAAGGUCACUGUGACCGACUGGGAGACCAGUACCAGCACUAUCUACAUGAGUGUGCCGACUUGA
Molecule: messenger RNA, 1026 nt
Organism: Penicillium brevicompactum
Lineage: Eukaryota; Fungi; Ascomycota; Eurotiomycetes; Eurotiales; Aspergillaceae
Exons: 1
Coding region: 1-1026 (341 amino acids)
Source: RefSeq, a predicted model, not a curated record